Thamnophis elegans (Western terrestrial garter snake) is the source of this 1263-nucleotide messenger RNA. RefSeq names its product CD9 molecule (gene CD9). Gene Ontology annotation, cellular component: membrane. The transcript has 8 exons. The record is from RefSeq and is a predicted model, not a curated record. Bases 268 to 930 code for a protein of 220 amino acids. Lineage: Eukaryota; Metazoa; Chordata; Lepidosauria; Squamata; Natricidae.
GCAAGGCGGGGCUGGGCUGUGGCAGAAGCUGGGGCGAGGCUUCGACUCCGGGAAGGGCCAGCGCGAGCAUCUGCUGGGAAAGAAAGGAAGAGAGAGACAGAGAAAGAGAGAGAGAGAGAAAGAGAGAGAGAGAGAGAAAGAGAGAAGGACCGCUGUCAACUCCGCCGUCCCGCUGAUCAGCAAAGCCGCCGCCGCCACUUCGCCCGGGCCAGCGCCCCUUUCUCGCCCCCUUUCUCCACCGCUCCAUCCUCCGCCUCGCCUGGCGCGAUGCCGGUCAAAGGAGGCACCAAGUGCAUCAAAUACCUGCUCUUCGGCUUCAAUUUCGUCUUCUGGCUUGCUGGCACAGCUGUCCUCGCAAUUGGACUAUGGCUCCGCUUUGAUCCACAGACCAAAGAAAUCUUCAAAUCCGAGCAAGAUACUACUACGGCUUUCUCCAUAGUGGUUUACAUUCUCAUUGCUGCUGGUACCAUCAUAAUGCUGGUUGGCUUCUUGGGAUGCUGCGGAGCCAUACAGGAGUCGCAGUGUAUGCUUGGCUUGUUUUUCACCUUCCUUCUCGUCAUUUUUGCUCUUGAAGUAGCAGCUGCCAUCUUGGGAUUUUCCAACAAAGAAAAGGUCCCUGAAGAAGUAAAGAAAUUGUACAAUUCCUUAUUUGAGCAACGGAAGGAAGAGAAAGCGAGAGAGAGUCUAAAGUUGUUCCACGAGGCAUUUAAUUGUUGUGGUAAGACUGGCGUUCGCGAAUCUGAUUAUGCAGAUACCUGUCCUGAAAACACGGAGCUCCAGUCGUGCCCUAAAGCUAUUGAUAGCUUCUUCAAAAACAAGAUGAACUUGAUUGCAGCCGUUGGCAUUGGAAUUGCUGUGGUGAUGAUCUUUGGUAUGAUCUUCAGCAUGAUUCUUUGCUGUGCUAUCAGAAGAGACCGGGAGAUGGUCUGAAGCCAUUUUAGAGAGUCUCCUCCCUUCAUCCAAAGAAUCUCCAGUUAUUAACUUUGCAAUUUAAAUAGCAUUUCUAAAAAGUAUAUAUUUUGUUUUUAAAGGCUUUAUUUAGUUUGGAUGUUCUUUUUUUUUUUUUGGCUCUGUAAGUUUAUAAAUCUUAAAAGGAAUCUACUCUUGGAAAGAUACUAUAUUUGUAAAGCUAAAGUCCUACCCACUUGUAUAUAAAGUUUUUUUUUUUUGUCUCUAAAUUGACCGUCUUGCUUUCUGUAAGCUUAAAACUGGGAUGUAAUUUAAGUUGGAGAAAUUUUCAUACUUAAUAAAGAUUUAAGACCA